AUGUCAAGUCCUCCACCUGCGACUGAGAACACCCGGUCAGGACCCCUGGUGACACCUGCUGCGUCUGCCCAACAUGAUUGCUCCGAAGGGCCUGAUCCCCUCCUCGACAAGCACCGGCGCCACCGCGACGCUCGGGGCCAGCUCAUCCACGACGACCGUCACAACCAAGCUCCCUCCCCGUCCCGCGCCGAAUCCCCCACCGGCCAUCAAUGGGCCAAGCCCGUCUCCUCCUUUGCUCUAAAAAGGGCCACUACCGCCCCCAUCGAGCGCCUGUCCCGUCCGGAUCGCUCCCAUAGCCCGCAGCUGUCCGAGCGCGACAGCAUCUUCGCAACCCAUUACCUCCCCUCUGACGCCGAGCCUAGCGUUACACCGCACGUCGCGCCCGUGGGCGAUGCCCAGCAUGACCCCCGACUACCCUGA
This is a messenger RNA of Aspergillus heteromorphus CBS 117.55, 420 nucleotides long. RefSeq lists its product as uncharacterized. The record is from RefSeq and is a predicted model, not a curated record. Bases 1 to 420 code for a protein of 139 amino acids. The transcript has a single exon. NCBI's taxonomy places the organism in Eukaryota, Fungi, Ascomycota, Eurotiomycetes, Eurotiales, Aspergillaceae.